GCCGUGUAGGUGUGGGCCGUUCCCCAAGUUUGUGGUUUUACAUUUCCAAAGGGGCAGACUUAUUUGACUGUGGGAUCAAGUUCGUGAAACUAGUCUUCUUUAUCUUGAAAAAUGCCAUGGUAACAGGAGGCGCCCAGGAGCUUAAGUGUAACUCCCACACCGUAAAGAAAAUGACGAAAGUUCCUCAGGGGUUUGAUUUCAGUUUCUUAAAUGACGAAGAAGCCAGGAAGAUCCUUCAGGUGCUGGAAAGAAACGAGAAGCUACAGAGGGCAGAGAAGGACAGGAUCAGCAAACUUCAGAAGACAAAGCGGGAUAUCAGAUGGCUUCAAGGAGUGACUGGUGAAUGGUUUGAAGAAAUUCAAAGAAAAAAGUUUUGCAAUGAAACAGAUGUUAGCCAAAUGUUAAAACAACCACUUACAUAUAGGCUAAGGAAGGAGAUGGCAAAAAAUGAGUUACAAACAUCAAGAUCUAAAAAUUUAACUAAUCAAAGAAACCCAACAUCUGUUCCUUCCCGGCUGAACUUCAGAUCAUCACUUGCUUCCUUGUUCUCCUUCAGGAAAUCUGGAAAGGAGACUUCAAAGCUUCAAUCUCAGGGGCAGAAAGGAUGGGACAGCCGUGUAGGAUCUCCUGUGUCUGCAGGAAGAACUGCUGGGCAGGCAAAAAUACACAAUUCAGCUCUGGAAAAUCAACCAGUCAAAAGUGCAUUUGUCCCCAAGCCAGCAGUCAUGAGGGAGGAAAGUGGCAUGCCGCCUCCCUGGGAUGCUCCCCUGCUGGAGAACGAGUUUUUCCAAGUUUUAGAUGAUCUGGAUAGCAAACUGGCUCAGGAACAAGCUUCAAGCACAGUGAAUACCAGAACACCCCUCAACUGUGGAUCAAGAACACAGUUCAGUGAUUUUUAUUCCACUGGGAAUAGACAUGGUAAUAUCACAGGAAGGCAUAAAAAUCACUACAGUGAAACUUCCAAUAUGUCUAUCUAUGACAUCCUAAGACCAAGAACUCCUAGGGAAGGUUUUAAAACCUUUUCUUCUAGGACGAGGACAAUUUAUGACAUGUACAGGACAAGAGAGCCCAGAAUCUUAAAAGAAGAUUACGUGCAAAAGAAUACUUUUGGUAGUACGUCUCUGUGUUUUGACAGCAGACAGCGAUCAGCCUUCCCAGCCACAGGCCGUUUCACAACAAAAAGCUUACAUUUUCCAUCCACAACUCAGAACAAGAGUGGAUUUGUACCACCAAGGCACCAACAGAGCCCAAAGAGAACUCCCUUAUCAUCCAUCAUAUGGAAUAGAGUAGAUUCUUCUGGAGACAGACAGACCCAGGAGGAGUGCAGGGCAGCACCAUCACCCAUGGAAAUUGACCCUGCUGACCAGUAUAGGUACCCUAGGUGUCUCCAGGAGAAUAGGAGAUAUGGAUUGUACCAUUCACAGGAUGUUUACCAAGGUGUUAGUUUAAAUGCCCGCACGGACAAUGCAAUGAUUGCUGACACAUUUGAGAACUCAGAGAAUGUGCCAUUCUACCAUCAAAACAACCCAUUUGCCAGGUCUUUCUUUAGGAAUACCUUUGGACGAAGCAGAGAACAGAGAUUUGGACAAAGUCCUUUUGGGGGCCAUCAGGAAGAACACUCUUCCUGGUCUGACAUUCGUCAAAGAAGGAAAUCCUUCACUUCUGAUGGAGAUUUUGAAAUGAUUUCCACUGAAGCAAAUAGUACAUCAGCCUGUCAUGGCCAUAGUGUUUCUUCUGAACACUGGGAAUCAUUUUCUUCUGGUUAUGGAACAAAUGUUUCUAGAGGCCAAGAAAAGCCACAUCCCUGGCAGUUUGAUUUUCAGGCAUCCAGCUUGGAGAGCAUGGAGCUAUCACAAGAUAAUCGGAGCCAGGUGACUCCUCAUUUCAGCAAACCAAACGUUUGCUCCAUGACUGGUUCCAGCUAUCACAUCAGAUCUGGUGGGUUGGAAUAUCAACAGGGCAGUUCUCCUGUGGAAGUACAUAUAAAUAAAGAAACUGACUCAUUUGGAAUUGCUCAGACUGUGGCAUCCUCAUUCAAAUCUUCCUUUCCCCAGAUUCCUGAUGGCAAAGGGAAUCCUCAGAGUCCCAAUUUUCAGAAUCCCACGGUCACUUUGCAAAAAAUUAUCUCUGAUAAGCCCGCCACUUACCAAAUAAGAAGCCCUACAGAAGUCACCGUCACCAACAGGCAUUCUGUUGAUUCUUCAUCAUUUGCUGAAAGUCAGCCUGAUAUCUUGGUCACAGAAGUGAAUAAUGAGAAAGAAGUAAAUGAAUCUUUUUCGGAGGAUGACAGACAGCUAAGCACGGUGGACCAGACAAACAUGACAGGUGAAAUACCUCAACCUGUUUCACAGACAGUAACCUCUAACCCUUUGCCUGAUUCUCAAAAUCCCCUCUCCCAGGACUCAGCCAAGAGCAGCAGGUUUAAUUUUAAUGUAUCUGACACAAUGAGUUCAAAAAGGUCACCCCGAGUCUUUUCCAGAAAAGAUAGCCCCAAAAUGUACACAUCACACAAAAAUAAAUCCAAUGAACAUAAAGAAGAUAAGAGGUUUACUGGAGACAGAAAAUUUGGCCUGGCAGCUCCCUUUCCUUUCAUUCAGGAAAGUGGAACUGCAUCUUUUUCCAGGCCAAAUCAAGAUUGUCACCAGACAUUAACGGUAGGAAAUGAAGGUAUUUCACGCAUUAUUGCAAAUAACCACUGGUGCUCUGAACCUACUGCUAAUCAAAAGGCACAAUCUCCAGAAAAGCCAAUUAUUUUAGAGGCUGAGGGAGAACAAUGUGCCACAACUCAUUCUACCAAUGGUGGCAGGUCAGCUGCUGGCCACAAGAUCUCAUGUGAUUCGUUAGUGGGACUAACACAUUCCUCACCAUCAAAUAAUUCUUUCUUUGAUGCUCUUGUGGUUCCAUCUACUACAGGGUUCUCCAGAAGUCCUUUAGACAAAGAUCCAUCUCUGGGAGAAAAAGAAGAAAGAGAGAAUUCAAGGAAGAACCAAAAUAAUCAUUUAGCUGUCAGCCCCUCAGAAAGCCAGCAGAGUCAUGAUAGUCACGUGGCCACAUGUGAUGAAGAGGUCGACGGCAAGUGCCUUUCCCACUCUCCUUUCAGGAAUGGAAAGGGAAAAGGAAAAGUAAGACGACGCAUAUCCUGCAUUGAAAAGUCAAACAAAACAGAAAGUCCAUCAAUACCUGCGAGUGAUAGCAGCAGCCUCACUGAGGUGAAUCAGAGCAACUCCAAAGCUUCUAAGCUGGACACAAUUUAUUGUACUUUGCCAAGAAAAUCAACCAGUUUUCUCAUAAACAGCGGGCAGUCAGGAAGUAAGAUACAGGGUGCUUCAUUUAGGAAUGGGCCACCCCCAUUCCAAGUCAAAAAUAAUGUGGAAGAUCCAAUAGUGAAGGGCACAUCAAACAAAUUUUGUCCCAGUUCUCCAGAGUCAGUGAGUGGUUGUUCUAAAGUGACUUCAGACUCAGUCCCAGUAGUAUCCGAAGUCACAGCAAGAAUGAAACGUAUGAAAAUCACUGGAUCUGCUUCUGUUAGAAAAGGACCUCUUCCUUUCCUCAUCAACAGGGCUACGUCACUUCCUUCACAGAAGCCAUCUGCCGCAACUGGGAGAGAUGAAGGGGAAAAGUCCCUGGUGUCAGACACAGAUGCUCCCACUGUAACACCCAGGCCUUGGGAGAGAAUCGUUAAACCUGUGCAGAGUGACUUAUCUGUUAGAGACUGUUCUUUAACCCAAAGACACCACCAAACAGAACACUCUCAAGAAUGCACUGAAGAGAAUGGUAAAAUUGCUGCCUCCAAGACAAGUGCAUUUUCCCUUUCAAAUGAAGACCCUUCACCUGUUUGUUCAGAAUUGUCAGGAAAAGAAAGUGGGAAAACACUGCAUAAAUUUAAGACUACUAGUAUGUUUUCUGUUUCUGGUGAUGAAGAUAAUGUGAAAUGUCUUGAGGUAGUUUCAAUAUAUUACACUUUACCAAGGAAACCCAGCAAAAAAUUCUGUGACCUCCUUCAACGGUAUGCCCAAAAUGCCAAUUCACACAUAGAAUCACCUCAGGUGGAGACUGAAACACUUCCUAAUGCUUUAGAAGAAGACAACCCAAAUUAUUCUACACAAGAGCGGUCAGGAACACCUCCACCUGAGAAUCUCCUGACGCUGGUCACAUCUGCUCAGAAGAACAGUCAUUGUCUUUCUUUCACCACUGAAAAUAGGACCAUCUUACAGUCACCAAUUAGGGGGCCCUCAGAGCCUACAUUGCAGGAAAUGGUUCCUGCUGAGGAAGAUAUUUCUCUUUAUAAAAAUGAAUCUAAGACUAGAGAGAUUUUCCCAGAUAAUUUAGCUAAAACACCUCUAGGUGUUUCACCAAGUGGGAGAGAAAGAGGGGAAAAGUUGCGAAGUGAAACCCUGCAUACUUUAUUGAUGCUUCAGGGAAAAAAUAUUAAAGAAGAAAAAUCUGAAAAUUGUCAACCAUCCAGUAAUUCAGGUAACAGUGGUCCCUCUAGUCUCCCGGCCCAUUCAGAAGAUAAUAUUGAAAAUUCCCACACCAGAAGUUCUGGGAAACAAGCAGGUUGUGGCAUAGCCAUUAUAUCUUCAAGAAAUGGGAGGUCUCCUCAGAAGGACCACACGGCCAGAGCUAUAGCUGAUAGCUCUAAUACAGCGCAGCCUAGGGAAGGUAGAGAGGAAAUUGGAACCAACUGCCAAAAAACGAGUAAUGAAACACUUUCUGACUCAGAGAGCCAAGUCUUUGCUCUUAUGCCAGCAUUGCAAAACCUACAGCUUGUUGAGGAGGCUCCGUCAGGUGAGCCAGACCCAGAGAGUUCACAGUCUGAAGCCAGAGAAUUACCUCAGAGAAGUCAGGAAGUAAAGACGACAGACAGCAGGGAGGCUACAGAUGAAAUGCAAAAGUUUUUCUCAGAUGAUCUAGAAAAAGAGGAAAACAGAUCUUUGUUUAAUCACAGAUUCACAGCCAUAUCUAAAGCAGGCAGAAAAUUCUCUGCUAAAGAUUUAAGCCCCAGAAGACAUGUAGCUACUAUCUUCCCCCAAACUGGGAACACGUCUGGCUUUGGCCAUUUAUCUCUUGGAACACCAGAGUGCAGCGCACCGUCCCCUGAGCCUACUCCAAAGUCUGCAGAGGCCAUAGGGCAAAGCAGGUUGAGUGAUGAUGGAAUGAACGUCAGGAGUUCUGAGAACCCUCUCCAGGUCACAGUAAUGUCCAACAGAGAACCUUCUGCACUUUUUAGCAGUCAGAAACCUAGUAGCGUUUCACAAGUAUGUCAGAAUGAGUUUAGAAAUACCUCAGAAUCACCACCAAAGCAUGAGAAUUCUAAAGCUGUAACAGUAGCCCAGAGUUUGGAGAAAGAAUUGGGAGCACCAGCCCAGCUCACAUUCACCAACCUCAGGGAAGCAGAUUUCUCUGACCACCAGAGGAGGCUAAGCUCUCCUUGUCCAUUGGAGCCUAAACAGAAACCCAGAAUAAGCAUCCUAGGGGCCAGUUCACAGCAUCAACACAGGAGUGCUUCAACUCUGGAGUGGGAAUCUGAGCCGCACCUCUAUCGGUCCAAGAGCUUAAAAAGCAUUAAUGUGCAUGGGGAUCUGCUAAGAAAGAGUCUUCCUCUGAAAGGCAGGGAGCGCCAUUUUUCUGAAAGCACUUCUAUUGACAGUGCCCUGACAGGACUGACCCUUAGGAAUGAAUUCUCUGUCAACAAUGGGUAUAGUAGAAGAUUCAAAUCUUUUUCUGAGCUUUCUACCUGUGAUGAAAAUGAAAGUUGGGCUUUGUAUAGCAGUAAGGCCAAAGCAGCUCCCAAGUCUGCCACGUCUAUAUCCAGACCUAUUGACUACGGGAUUUUUGGGAAAGAACAGCAGUUAGCUUUCUUGGAAAAUGUAAAGAGGUCACUCACGCAAGGAAGAUUAUGGAAACCAAGUUUUCUUAAGAACCCUGGCUUCCUAAAAGAUGAUAUGAUUAGCCCUUCCAACCCAUCUGAGUCAUUAAGCUCAAAUUCUACUAGUGGACCAAUGCCAGAGGGUGGCUUAUCCCCAAGUGAACCACUUAAUAUCUAUGAGGACGACCCAGUGGACUCAGAUUGUGACACAGACACAACCACAGAUGAUGAAUACUAUCUGGAUGAAAAGGAUAAAGAGUCAGAACUGUGAGGCUUUUAAAAUAAAAUUCAUUACCUUUUCACAAAAAGCUUGUCAUAGAAAUAAAGAGUAAAUGGGAAUGUGUCCAUGGGAAGGACAGAUUUAAAAGAUCAAAUCUUAGCAGUACCUGCUCUGAAAUAACCCAAAUUCUCCUUUUUUCCUCCACAUUCCAUAUACCCACUUCCUGAAUUCUAGACUACUUAAUACUUACUUGGAGGGAUUCUCUGCUGUUUCUUCUCUCUGUAGGUUCUGGGCCUGCCUUUCCACCUCCCUGCAACUCAGUCUCUAAUUCACUGUCCAUCUGGCUUUCUGCUUUACUUACCCCUUUUCCAUUUUUACAUCUCUUAUUGUGAUUUAUUGACCUAACAUCCCAGGCCCAUGCAAACUUAUUAAUCACCAAACAUAACUGCAAAACUCUAGUUUGUCUCUUUCUGUGCACACCUAUAUUCUUGACAUUAAACAAAAGAUAGGGCAAUAACAAUGGAGUAAAUAUUAUCAGCCUGUUGACUCAUCAACAUUCCGAAGUUUUAAGGUGUUUUUUUUUUCUUUCAAACAAAGAUAAAGGAAUUUUUUCUUUUUUUUUUUUUUUGUAGAGACAGAGUCUCACCUUACCGCCCUCAGGUAGAGUGCCGUGGCGUCACACGGCUCACAGCAGCCUCUAACUCUUGGGCUUACGCGACUCUCUUGCCUCAGCCUCCCGAGCAGCUGGGACUACAGACGCCGGCCACAACGCCCAGCUAUUUUUUGGUUGCAGUUUGGCCGGGGCUGAGUUUGAACCUGCCACCCUAAGCAUAUGGGGCCAGCGCCCUACUCACUGAGCCACAGGUGCCACCAAGAUAAAGGAAUUUUCAUAAGAACAUCCUGUUACAUCCUUUGUGGAGCCCAAAGGCACAUGUUUAAAGCACAUGUUAAGGUUAUAGAUGAGAGGCUGAAUCCCUAGUAAGCCAAUGGAAGAUUAGUGCUUUUAGGAAUUCCUCUGAAACAGUUUGUGGGGACUGGCUGAAUUAUUAAGGGAUGAAUUUUAAUUGAGGCAGAGACUUGGGGCAGGCAACCUGACCAUACAUGGUUGCAUGGCCACAAAAUUUCUGCUUAAGAAGGGAACAAAUGAGGGUGAAGCUAAGUAGUUAUCUCUUCACGGGACAAACUUAUCUUUACUCUCAGCAAUUGGUUUUUCGUAUUUCCCCAGAGCUAUCUGUUUUCCCACACUCUUUAUUUGCAGGAUAGAACACUUUUUUUCAAGUGGGACAUUUUAGUCCUAAGUAUCAAGGGGGAACCUUAACCAGUCCCUAAAAUGCAGUCAAGUCAGAUCUGAUACCCCGGGAUGCACAAGCUUCUCUGCAGGAUCACUUACCAAACCCUUGAGAAAUUCUAAGGCAGAGCUCCUAAAGGCAUGUUCUCAUAAAAUUUUCAAUACAUUAUCUAGAGUAAAUUACUUCUGAUAACCACCGAUAAUUUGGCUUUCCCAGCUCUUAAGUUGUUGUGCAAAACAUCAGGGGAUUUCUCUCCUAAUUCAGGAUAAAGACCAAUAGAUGGCCGUGAAGAUAAUUUGCUAGCACUACAGGAAGCACUGUCCUAUAUCUCAGUGUUAGGAUCCUCAGCAUUAGUGGAUUUUACCUUGUUUGGUUUAUAUUUGCUGCCUGACCUAAUUUUAUUUUCCAUUGUUUUCUCCAUAUCAAUUAAAAUUAACAGUGGGUGUAUAGAGAUCUGAAACUGAUAGAAAUGAAAGGUUCUCCUCCAAAUCUUGCCUUGCUGAGGCAAAGCAAGGGUUAAGUUUCUCUUGCCUUGCUGAGAAACAAAACAUCAGGGCUAGUUCACGUUCUUCCCCUGCAACUCAAAACUAAGGAUGAGGGUGGCACCUGUGGCUCAAGGAGUAGGGCGCCAGCCCCAUAUACCGGAGGUGGUAAAUGGCCAGAAAGAGAAAAAAAAAAACUAAUGAUGAAGUAACUAAAAUGAAAGCUAUUCCUUAAAUUUCAAGCUAUGACCAAUCUCAAGCUCAAAGACUGGUAAUAAGAUUUUAAAUCAACUGUUGUAAACUUUUGAACUCAGAUUCACAUGAUAAAGAAUAACAUUUUAUUCUGUUUAAUGUAUGUUUUUAAAUUCUACCCCUUUUCUAUUUAUCUGAUUAUUUAAGUAAUUUUUUUACAAACUAUAACCUGUUUCUAUGUGACUUUAAGAUACUCGAGUUAAUAUUUUAAUAUUAAGAUUAAUUUUUCUAAUGAUCAGCAUGUAAGGUCUGUUUCAAUAUGUACUCUGAAGCUACAUGGAGGCUACAAAAGAUAAAAUGAAGUUAGCUUAUUUUCAGUGAGUUUAGGCUGUGGCAGUAGGUAAGGUAAGGAUGAAAAAUCGCUUUGGGGCCUGGACUCUCUGCCUUGGAAUCUACUGUCUGAAUCCAAAAGUAAUUGAUGGUCAAUGCUCAGUUGCACUAUUUAUAAUCUUUGCUUGCUGUCCUGGCUUAAGAACCAGGAAAACAGAAAAUUCAUGAAAAUAGCACGUUUUGUAGUUUUAUACUUUCAUAAAGCACUUUGUUAAAGAAGUCUAGCAAGUUUCUAUGUAUUUUAACAUACAAACUGCUACAUUUUAGUGUUCAUUUUUGGUAUAACAACAGUAAUUUACAGUAGCCAUUUUUAUAUUCAUAACUUGUUUUCUAAAAGAUAUAAUCAUUAUUAAUAUAAAUAUUCAUGUAAAUGGAGUAAAUCAUGGGGGAAUCGAUACCUAUAAGUACCUUGUAAAUUAUUAACUUGUUUAAAUACUAGACUUCUUAAAAUACAUUUUGUACUGUAAAGUCCAUUUAGAAUAUGUUUUAAUGAGAUUGUGUGAAUUUUUGGAGACUUCCCUCUAAAUAAUUUACCUUUACAUUGUAAAUACAUUGAUGUUAAUAAAAUUCAAACUGCUACUAACAAGGGCCUGGUUGCUGAUAAGCUAAUAAAAGCUACUUUGUGUAGGAUGUAAAUAUCUAUACUGAAGGUGGUGAAAGAAAGUCUGCUUAGCUUAUAGAGAAGAUAAGAAUCAAGCUGGCAGGGGCGGCACCUGUGGCUCAAGGAGUAGGGCAUUGGCCCCAUAUGCCAGAGGUGGCGGUUUCAAACCCAGCCCCAGCAAAAAAAAACUGCAAAAAAAAAAAAAGAAAAAAGAAUCAAACUGUCAAACUAUAAAAUCAAUAUCCUCCUCUAAAUGCCAGAGGGUUAAAGAGGCCCUCUUGCUAAGAGUUCAUCGUUAAGGCUCGGCGCCCACCACAUACACCAAGGCUGAUGGGUUCAAACCCAGCCCAGGUCAGCUGAACAACAAUGACAGUUGCAACAAAAAAAACCCCAGCAUUUUGUCAGGUGUCUGAGGCAAGAGAAUCGCUUACGCCCAAGAGUUUGAGGUUGCUGUGAGCUAUGAUGCCACAGCACUGUACUGAAGGUUACAAAAAAAAAGAAAAGAGUUCAUUGUUAAUAAUAGUGCUUCAGAAUAUCUCAUUUAAACAUAGAAUGUAAAUAUGUAAAAUAUUUUACUUUUCAAGUGAAUUUAUGAAUGUAUUGCCACUUACUGGCUCUUUGUGAUUGGCCAUUCUGUGUUUCUGUAACAAACAAGCUGUAAGCACUUGGUUAAAACUUUCUCAAAUGUUCCUUUUAUGUCAUUAUUCUCAGGCCUGUUCUGUGGGUGUGAAAUGUAUUACGAGGUGCAAAUUUAAAACAAUACCUGUGUCGAAAUAAAUUAUUUA
Messenger RNA from Nycticebus coucang (slow loris), 9828 nucleotides. RefSeq names its product exophilin 5 (gene EXPH5). The transcript has 6 exons. Lineage: Eukaryota; Metazoa; Chordata; Mammalia; Primates; Lorisidae. The record is from RefSeq and is a predicted model, not a curated record. The coding region runs from base 117 to 6140 and encodes 2007 amino acids. Gene Ontology annotation, biological process: intracellular protein transport; multivesicular body sorting pathway; positive regulation of exocytosis. Gene Ontology annotation, molecular function: small GTPase binding. Gene Ontology annotation, cellular component: endosome.